Penicillium waksmanii is the source of this 1740-nucleotide messenger RNA. RefSeq names its product AFG1/ZapE family ATPase. Lineage: Eukaryota; Fungi; Ascomycota; Eurotiomycetes; Eurotiales; Aspergillaceae. Gene Ontology annotation, biological process: protein quality control for misfolded or incompletely synthesized proteins. The transcript is spliced from 3 exons. Gene Ontology annotation, molecular function: ATP binding; ATP hydrolysis activity. Gene Ontology annotation, cellular component: cytoplasm; mitochondrion. Bases 1 to 1740 code for a protein of 579 amino acids. The record is from RefSeq and is a predicted model, not a curated record.
AUGAGUAGACCAUCUGCGAAGCUCUGCGCAAGUUGCUCCCCGGCAUUACGGCCCCGCGGCCGGGCAUUGCGGUCUGCGACUCCCACACCGCUGCGCGUGAGAUCUCGUUCAUACACGACUGCCACCACCCAUUCCUCGCCUCUGCUCUGUUCCCGUCCUCAUGUCCCACAUGCUGCCCUAGCCACCGGGUUGCCGGUGAAUGGCCUCCGACUACAGCGCCGCGCGCGCGGGUUGGCGACUGCUACCAGUGAGGGGGCUGCGGGGGUAGAUUCGAAGGCAGGGCCUGUGGAUGGCCCUAUGAAGGAGUAUGAUGUGCGUGUUGAGGAGGGCCGGUUACGGGAUGAUCCUUAUCAGCGAGUCGAAGUUGCAGACCGGAUGGAUGGAAUAGUUGAAGCUAACAAUAUCAACCCGCUACCUCCAGGUAUAAUCCAAAAUCUACAAGACCUCUUCGAAGCGCUCAAAUCCUACCACCCGCCUACCGUCGUUCACCCCACCCCAGAAUCCCUCGACCUGCAACCGAAGCAGUCCUUCUUUGGCUCUCUCUUCGGCGGCGGCGCAAAGGCAGCGCAGACCUCUGUCGUGCCGGAUAAUCUGCCAAAGGGCUUGUAUAUGUUCGGAGAUGUUGGUUGCGGAAAGACCAUGCUUAUGGAUCUGUUCUUCGAUACGUUGCCGGACAAUAUCAAGACCAAGACGCGAAUUCAUUUCCACAACUUCAUGCAAGAUGUACAUAAGCGCAUGCAUGUCGUGAAGAUGAAGUACGGCAACGACUUUGAUGCGCUGCCUAUGGUUGCUGCGGACAUUGCGGAGAAGGCCAGCGUGUUGUGUUUCGACGAGUUCCAGUGUACAGAUGUGGCGGAUGCAAUGAUUCUACGAAGACUUCUCGAAGUCCUCAUGUCUCACGGCGUCGUCCUAGUCACAACGUCAAACCGCCACCCAGACGACCUCUACAAAAACGGCAUCCAACGCGAAUCCUUCAUUCCAUGCAUCAACCUCCUCAAAACCGACCUCAACGUGAUAAACCUCAACUCACCCACAGACUACCGCAAGAUCCCCCGCCCCCCUGCAGCAGUCUACCACCACCCGCUCGGCGAAAGCGCAGAGCAGCACGCACAGCGUUGGUUCGACGUCCUAGGCGACCCGAUAAACGACCCACCCCACCCAGCCUCUCAAAUAGUCUGGGGCCGGACAAUCAACGUCCCCCGCGCCAGCGGCAAAGCAGCCCAAUUUACCUUCAAUCAGCUCAUCGGUACCGCGACCGGCGCAGCCGAUUACCUCGAAUUAGUCCGGCAUUACGACGCUUUCAUCGUGACCGAUGUACCCGGGAUGAAUCUGAACCAGCGCGAUCUAGCGCGCCGGUUUAUCACCUUCAUUGAUGCGGUUUACGAGAGUCGGGCGAAGCUGGUUCUUACGACGGAGGUGCCGUUGGCGAAUCUCUUCCUCUCGGCGGAAGAUGUGAAGGGUGCGGGUGUCGGCGGGGAUCAUUCCGAUCUAUCGGAUGCGAUGCGUAAUUUGAUGGAUGAUUUGGGGAUGUCUGUUGCUGCGCUGAAGAAUACUUCUAUUUUCAGUGGGGAUGAGGAGCGGUUUGCGUUUGCGAGAGCUUUGUCGAGACUUUCUGAGAUGGGGAGUAAGGAGUGGGUUGAGAGGGGAUUGGAUAUUGAGGGUAAGUCAAGUGAGCAGAGUAAGGAGGAGGAGGCUGCUUGGAAGAAGACUAGGAGUCAUUGGAGUGAGGAUAAUAUGUGA